ACACUGUAUAAAGUUCUUCUGCAUUGUGGAAAGACAGUCUGUAUCUCUGCUUGAAAAGAAUUCCACAGGCAUACAAGCAUGAGCAGAAAUAGAGAGAGAGUCAUUGAAGCAGUGGAAAGUUGCUUUUCAGAGAAUGAAAAGACUUCCCCAGAAGAUAUGCUGUUUUCUUACAGAGGUAUUUUGUACCCUACUGCAUUUAGCAGCCCAGAAACUUUGGAAGCUCUGAAAUCCCUUGAAAUCAGGAGCGAUGAUGUGAUUCUAGCAGGCUAUCCUAAAACAGGAACCAACUGGCUUGAAGAAAUGGUGAGGGAGCUGGAAUCAGCAGAUGCUAAAUAUACGGAAGAAGAAAUGAAAGAGAGGAUAAAUGCUGAAAAGGAGCUACAGAUGUUUCCACGUCUAGAGUUUGGAGAUCCUGGAAUAUAUGAGAGGAUGAAGAAACUGCCUUCCCGAAGAAUCAUUUCAACCCAUCUGCAUCCUCAUCUCCUGCCCUUCUCCAUUCUCCAAGGAAAGGCUAAGGUCCUUGUGCUACUUCGGAACCCCAAAGACACGGCCAUCUCCUAUUACCACUUCUACAACAACAUGCCAGUGCUGCCAUCCUUUGCCUCCUGGGAUGAGUACUUUGCAGCUUUCAUGAAUGGGAAAUUGGCCUGGGGAUCCUACUUUGACCAGUUAGUGGAAUGGAACCGAUACAUUGACCAUGAGAAGAUCAUGAUGAUAAGCUAUGAGGAACUGAAAGAGGACCCAGUACUGGGAAUGAAAAAGAUUGCUGCCUUCUUUGGGUUCUCCCUGGGUGAGGAACAUUUUCACAGAAUUGCCAAGAAGACCAGUUUCCAAGCCAUGAAAGAGAAAUCCAAGGAAACCCAUGGUAAAUUUGGGGACAUCCUCUUCCGUAAGGGCAUUGUUGGGAGCUGGAGAGACCUCUUCUCUAAAGCUCAGAAUGAAGAAAUGGACCGAAAAUUUGAAGACUCCAUAGGGAGAACAAAGCUGGCAGCAAAGAUUAAAUACAACGUGUACUGCAAGGCCUGAAAAUGAGCAGAAGAGCAGCAAGUUCUUCCCCAAAGGUGAUUCUCCAACAGUGGCCGGUCACCAUGAGAAAAGAGAGGAAACCCUCAGAGAUUGGCCUGGCACCUCUAAACAUUCGGGCUGUAAUUCUUAGGCUUGUGCUGUGCCUGCGGCCUGGCUGUUGCUUAAUGCAAACGAAUAAAAUGAGUGCAUUCCUUCAGUGAGUGCCUGACAUCCUUCCAGGAGAGAGAUGGUGCAUGGGCAUCAUAGCACCAGUCUCGUGGUGUCGUUGUGGCUGCCUCACAGCCUGAGACUGUGAGGGAGGCUUCUGCAGUGGUCAGUGGUAAGGGAGAGGGGCCUCCACAGGGACCUUCCUCCUGGGAGACAGUGGGCUUGACAUGCAUUUGUGGUGUGGGUCUGAACCCACAAAUGUCUGUGUAGAUAGAGGGUGCAUGGUGCUACUGGAAGGGUGUCUAUGUUGAGAGUUGUAUGCAGGAAGACAAUCCAACACCAUCAGGUUGUGGCCAUAAGCAGAGGCUCCAGAGGUGAUCCUGUGUGGUACAGGCUCUACGCCUUCUUGGGUCUUGAAUGCCGCAAGCUCUCUCAUACACCUUGGCUGGCUUCAUGCUGAAGUUCCUGGGAGGACUGAAAUCCUUUGCUGAUCAGCAACAUCCCUGCCCUUGCUGCUCAGCAUGUCAGGAGUUAGCUACUUUUUCUCACUCAGACUUUCCUUACAGACAGGGGCUGAUCCUGGAAAUCCAUUUCUUAUCCCUUACCAUCCCUUCAUCACACAACCCUGCCUGACAGACCUCUCUGGGCAAUGUAAAUCCUUUGACGUGGAGGUUCCACAAAACUAUGACAUCCCCUUUAGUUCACUGAGGCUGACUGUGUUAGGUUAUGAAUGGUGAACAGACUGAAGUUGUUUGAUGUGGAGUUAGGAAGGAAGCAGGUGCCUAAGGGAAGCUUUGAAAAGAAGGGAGAGCUGCAGCCUUGAAUGGUAACUCUAUAUUUGCAUUCCUGGUACAGCAAAGUGGUUACUUUGAAGAAACAUUUGCAACUGCUGUAGGAGG
Molecule: messenger RNA, 2072 nt
Organism: Cygnus olor (mute swan)
Lineage: Eukaryota; Metazoa; Chordata; Aves; Anseriformes; Anatidae
Product: sulfotransferase 6B1-like
Exons: 7
Coding region: 79-1026 (315 amino acids)
Biological process (GO): sulfation
Cellular component (GO): cytoplasm
Molecular function (GO): sulfotransferase activity
Source: RefSeq, a predicted model, not a curated record